AUGUAUUAUAUUAUUCUCAUAAUUUUGCUUAUUUUGAUAUUGUAUUACUAUUUGACUUGCAGAUGUUAAUUGGAUUAUGUUGCUAAUGAUCUUAACAUUGCAAUCAUUAAUAGAUGUAAUUUCAUAAAAAAGGUAUCCUUAUCCAUUUAAUUAAUAUAGAAAAUGUUUUACUAUACACCAUAUUUAUUUGCAGGAUUAUUAUAAGCCUUUAUUGCUUCUAAAGUAUAGGAUGUUGAUCCUAAACUAAAAUUUGUUAGAGAAUAUGUAGAUUUUGGAUAAGAUUUUGGUUGUUUUGCAUUAGAUUGGGGGAGUUAUGAAGGAAAAAUAAGUGAAUAAGAAGCGAAAAUGACAGAAGGUAAGCCAUUGGUAGUUGUUUUAAGUGGUUUGACUGCUUCAAGGGUUGAACCUUAUAUCACUAACUUUUUUUCUAAAUUUUGCCAGAAUUAAUCUGAUUGGAGAAUUGUAUUAUAUAAUGAUAGACUAUUUAAUAAUAGGAUCUAUUUGGAUCCAAAAAGAUAAAUACUGCCAUAGAUAGGAAAUUUUCAUCAUGUAGAGGAUUUUAGAAGAGUUUUAGAAUAUAUUGCAAAACAACAUAAUAAAAGCACCAUAUAUGCUAUAGGCCAUAGUUUUGGUUCAAAUACUCUUUUAAAAUAUUUGGGAAUGUGUGGAAGUAAUGGAACUAAUCCAUUAAUUAAAGUUGCUGUAAGUGUUGGAAAUCCUUAUGACUUUUAACUUGGUAUGCGAUUUUUAGAAGAUAGUUUAUCUGAUUCUUAUAUCAGAAAGCAUAGAUAAAGAAUAGCAAGGGAGUAAUCUUUAUGAAUUUAAUAGUAAGAAAGAUAGAUCAAUACUUACCGAUACCCAAACAUAUCAAUUUAGACAUGAAUAAGGUGUAAUAAGCCAAGACAUCAUUAGAAUUUGAUACUUACUUUACUAAACCAAUAUUUGGUGCACCUUCAGUUGAUUUCCAUUAUUUAUCUAUUUAAUGUGCAAACUAUAUGGAAUUUAUCAAAAUCCCUGUAUUUUUAUUAGGUUCAUUUGAUGAUCCAGUUAUAAAUAAUAGGGCUGUCUAUCCAAGAGAUGCUAUAUUAAAGAAUGGAAAUCUAAUAUCUUUAAUGACUCAAGUUGGUGGACAUAUAUCAUGGUUUGAAGGAGUUUUGAAUCCAAAAAGAUGGUAUUAUAAACCUGUUUUAUAAUAUUUGAAUGCAAUUCAUUAAUUGCUCUGA
Messenger RNA from Paramecium pentaurelia, 1223 nucleotides. The record is from the annotation of a GenBank genome assembly. NCBI's taxonomy places the organism in Eukaryota, Ciliophora, Oligohymenophorea, Peniculida, Parameciidae.